AUGAUAUUGUCACAUCUAUGGCUCCCUCGAUGUAGCCCCUCUCCAUUACGGCGCGUCAAUCCGUCGGUGUUGAGAAGACCUACUCCCCCACGAUUUCUCGCUUCACGUCGCUGGCAGUCGAUAUCAAUUUCUCGUGUCGCGGGAGGAUGUGGUGCUGAAAUCCGCGGAGUCGAUCUCAAGAACAUCAACAAGACUACGGCCGCAACGGUCCGUCAAGCACUUCUCGACCAUAAUGUCGUCUUCUUCCGAGAGCAAGAUCUCACACCAGCGGAAUUUCUCUCUUUCGCCUCGUUUUUUGGCAAACCAGUCGAAUACCCCUUCGUCUCGGGAAUCGAUGGCUAUCCCGAAGUGAUAGAGGUCCUCAAAAAGGAGACGGAGACAGGGGCCAAUUUCGGUGGAGUCUGGCAUAGCGACACGACUUAUCUGCCAGAACCACCCAUGGGAUCCAUCUUGCUCGCUCGAGAAGUUCCUUCUGUUGGCGGUGAUACCAUGUGGAGUAAUCAGUAUGCUGCGUAUGAGGCUUUAUCGUCUGGACUCAAGGAGGUUCUGGGUCAGUUACGUUGCGUGCAGAGUUCGGCGAAAGCAGACGCUUCUAAGACUCGCGAGGAUCGAGUCAAGGAUUCUGGACGAGGAGCUGAACAUAUGGAAGCUUUGCAUCCUGUGGUGCGGACCCAUCCUGAAACGGGAAGAAAGGCGCUGUUUGUGAAUGUGGCGCAUACUACUAAGUUUGACGGGUGGACUGAGGAGGAGAGUAUGCCGUUGUUGAAGUUUUUGUUUGGACAUCAGGUGAAGUUGGAAUUCACUUGUCGGUUGAGAUGGGAUCCUGCGAUGCUGGUCAUGUGGGACAAUCGAUCCACAUUGCACUAUCCUUUGAACGAUUACCAUGGUCAGCGGAGGCGUAUGCAUCGAAUCACACUUGCUGGAGACGUGCCGCGGUAG
Messenger RNA from Ramularia collo-cygni, 939 nucleotides. Its product is annotated as related to Alpha-ketoglutarate-dependent taurine dioxygenase. Gene Ontology annotation, cellular component: cytoplasm. The record is from RefSeq and is a predicted model, not a curated record. Bases 1 to 939 code for a protein of 312 amino acids. The transcript is spliced from 2 exons. NCBI's taxonomy places the organism in Eukaryota, Fungi, Ascomycota, Dothideomycetes, Mycosphaerellales, Mycosphaerellaceae. Gene Ontology annotation, molecular function: 2-oxoglutarate-dependent dioxygenase activity.